Penicillium nucicola is the source of this 1464-nucleotide messenger RNA. RefSeq lists its product as uncharacterized. The record is from RefSeq and is a predicted model, not a curated record. Lineage: Eukaryota; Fungi; Ascomycota; Eurotiomycetes; Eurotiales; Aspergillaceae. Bases 1 to 1464 code for a protein of 487 amino acids. Gene Ontology annotation, cellular component: plasma membrane. Gene Ontology annotation, biological process: allantoate transport; transmembrane transport; dipeptide transport. The transcript is spliced from 6 exons. Gene Ontology annotation, molecular function: allantoate transmembrane transporter activity; dipeptide transmembrane transporter activity.
AUGCAAGAAAAGACAGAAUAUCUCGACACGGAGAUGCAAGACUCCAGUAUUGGGGAAGUGACGGAGUACCAGGCAUCUCCAGAAGAGGAGCGUCGACUAUUAUGGAAGUUGGAUUUAUUCAUGAUUCCCAUUAUGGGAAUCUGUUAUAUGCUUCAAUACAUGGAUAAACUUGCCCUGAGUCAAGCGACUCUCCUCGGGCUCCGAUCAGAUCUGAAUCUGGUUGGCCAACAAUACACCUGGUGCUCAGCAAUCUUCUAUUUCGGAUACCUCGCCUGGAGUUAUCCAACGUCUUAUUUGAUUGUGCGCCUUCCGCUUGGAAAGUACCUCGCUGUUUCAGUGUUUCUGUGGGGUGGAAUUCUGAUGGCUCAUGCAGCGGCCCAGAACUAUGGUGGCCUUAUCACCUGUCGAUUCCUCCUGGGAAUGGGCGAGGCCGCUGUCGCCCCCGGAUUCGGUCUCAUCACAGGAAUGUUCUACAAGAGAGAAGAACAACCCGCUCGCCAAGGUGCAUGGUUCGUCGGUAACUGCAUUGCCAACCUCAUCGGAGGUGUGGUCGCAUGGGGCAUUGGCAACUGCUCUUCCUCACUACAAAGCUGGCGUCUACUAUUCCUCGUCCUCGGUGGCAUCACAUCCGGCUACUCCAUCCUGCUCUUCUUCGUCCUCCCCGACUCGCCCGCGACAGCACCCUUCCUCACCGAAAGCGAACGAGUGAUCGCAGUGCAAAGAACGAUGAAGAACAAGACAGGCCCUGCGGAGAGUACCGAGACAUUUGAAUGGAGUCAAGUUCGGGAGGCUGCUUGUGAUCCGCAAGCAUGGUUCCUAGUGCUUUACACUUUCUGCGUCAACCUCGCCAACGGCGGGCUUACGAGCUUCUCCGCCAUCAUCAUUGCAGGUUUCGGAUACUCCGAUUUCAAGUCCCUGUUGCUGCAGAUGCCCAUGGGUGCGUCCCAGCUAGUCUUCCUGAUCAUCACCGCCGGAAUUGCCACAUACUACCGAUCCACGCGUAUCAUCUGCAUGUGUCUCAAUGCGAUCGUCGCAGUGAUUGGUGUCGUUCUGAUCUACACACUCGACGACACCCACAGAGUGGUCAAGUUAGUCGGUCUUGCCUUCGUUGCCGCUUUCGCGGUCAACAUCCCCCUCAGUCUAAGUAUCGUCACCUCGAAUGUUGCCGGUGCGACCAAAAGAAGUACAGUAUCGGUUUCUAUCUUUGCCGCAUACUGUGUUGGAAACAUCGUGGGACCCCAGUUCUUCUAUGCCUCGCAAGAGCCCAAGUACUCCAGCGGCAUCGAGGCCUCUUUGUGUGGAUUGGGAAUUGGAGUCUUUUUCUUGGGGUCGCUAUUCGUGUAUUACAUGUGGGAGAACAGAAGACGGAACUUGCUUGAGGGAUCAUCCGAGGUUGAAAUUAUCGCUGAAGAGCAGAAGCACAGGACGGACAGGCAGAUCCCUGGUUUCCGAUAUACCCUAUGA